UGACGACGAGACGAAGAAUCCCACAUGAUGCUGCUGAGGGGGCCAAUACAAAUCAAGUCUGAAGUAUUAGUCCAGUACCAAAUGCACACAGGGUGCAUUUAAAACGAGUUUAACUGUGAUGUUAUUUAUAUUUUUAGGAUGAUUUACUCCUGAUUAUAUGGUCAUAUCAUCAUUAUUAUUUCACUCAUUCCCUCAGAUAUAAUAACUUAUGUGUUCAAUCAAGAUACAUACUUUCAGUUAGGAGACAAAACGAAGUUACAUUCAUUUAAACACUGACUUUUUUAUAAACCUUCCUAAACUUGUUGAAUCUGUUUUGCUUUGUUAAUAAAUAUUAACAAUUUUCUCUGACGAUUCUGUUGUGUUGCUGUUUGCCCGCAGUUGUGAGGCGCUUUAAGAUGAUCAUUAAGAGCUUAUUUCAAUUUCAAAGACAAACUAGGCAGCAAAAGAAGUAGAAAUGUAUGAUCAGUAAACUAAAGCUUACAAGAUGUGUUGUGAGGUUUCAAUGCAGUGAUUUAACUGUUUGAUAUGCUAAUGAAAUCCACUCCGCAGAGAUGGGAGUCUUGAGGUGUAUGAACACACCCUGCUCAAUGUUGUGGAUAAUAAUGGGAUGCUUCUGAACUAAGAAUAGAUUGUUUUUAUAGGCAGCCAUUUGUAACCGUUUCUUCAUCCUUUGUGUAAUUUAUCCCAUCUGAAUAUUUGUAGACCAUUUUAUAUUUGUUUACCAUGAAGGAUCUAUCAGAGAAUGAGGGUUUGGUGAAGCCAGCACUAAUAGAAAAGAAACAGAUACAACACACUGUAUUAUCUCAGGCCAUAUGAUCUGCUGCAAACGUGCCUCAUCCAUCAUGGUGCCUCCCUUGACUCCCUUGAUCUGUCCUAUCAAAGACAGAUGGUCUGCACCCAAAAAGGAAAAUGGCCUGCCUGAUGAUGUCUGCGAAUAUGGACUGUGGCCUCCGGGUGUGCCGAGUUGGCACUGCAGGAAAUACAGUGACCCAUUUAUGGCUUUCCCUAAAGACACCCAGAGAGUCCCACACUGUUUGACCUGCUGACCCUAAAAAAAAGCUGAGCGUGGUCCUCGUGCUACUCAUUGGGUGCACGCAUCAUCUUGUUCAGGGAAGGUGCAGCGUGGAGCAUUGCACGGACCCCACGAGGUGUGUUCUGUCCGAAGACCAAAGAAGCUGCAAAUGUGCCAUUGGAUAUUAUGGCGACCAAUGUGACAAAGAUGCACACAUACAAGUAAUGUGUGGCAGGGACUACAUAACAGUCAGAGCAUUAGAGGAUUUCUUCAUGUACCACAACGUGCCACUGGAGUCCCUGCACUUGUCCAACAAAUCUUGCCGUGCUCAGAGAGAAGUCAUCCAUGGUGUGCCGUACUACAUGUCCCGGAUAACUAAAGAGAAAUAUCUAGCCUGUGGAGGCAAGCAGCUGGAGAAAAACUUUACUCACAUCUCCUAUUCCCUGAGUCUACUGUCAGAUCCUCAGGUUACUGGAAACAUCAUCAGAAAUCCAGUCAUUAAGAUUGAUUACAAAUGCAUCUAUCCAUACAUCAGGAGAGUCAGCCUACCUUUCCCGGUCAUCCCCUUUUCCAGUGAGGCAGUGAUACGUGUAGAUGAACUUGAUGCCACAAUAGAGCUGAUGCUGUACACAGACCAGUCCUACUCUAAGGCCUACAGCAGUUCCCCCACCAUCGAGCUCAGAGACAAGGUGUAUGUGGAGGUGACGGUCACAGAGCCUGCAGAUUUCUUCCUGGUCCGGAUCAAUGAGUGCUGGGCCACACAGUCCUCCCAGCCUAGAACUGCAGAGGGCCUGGUUCACACGCUGCUUAUGAACGGGUGUGUGAAUGACCAAACUGUUGUCUUUCUAAACGGGAGCACGGGACAGCCUGGCCGUAACGGAGACAGUUCUACUGUUCGCUACAGCUUCGACAUGUUUCGCUUCACAUCCACACCUCACGACCUCUAUCUGCACUGCACUGUCCAGCUGUGUGAACCAGACGACCACGUGUCCUGCACACCUAACUGUAAAUCGAUCGCUAAGAGAGAAGCGGUGAGAGCAGACCCCGCCCUGGGCCUCCUGUCGUAUGGACCCAUCCGGAUUGAAAUGCCAGACGGAGCUCAAUCUAGCGUACUGAUGACGGUGGUGCUUCCUGUAGCCGCUGUCUGGACGGUUGGCUUCUUCCUCAUCAUCCUCAUCACCAUGGCCAAAGCAGGCAGCAGGAGGCUUGCACAAACUGAGGAGCACUGACAACAACAAUGCUGCUGUUGGCAGCUUCAAUAAAACU
Molecule: messenger RNA, 2278 nt
Organism: Gymnodraco acuticeps
Lineage: Eukaryota; Metazoa; Chordata; Actinopteri; Perciformes; Bathydraconidae
Gene: zpd
Product: zona pellucida glycoprotein d
Exons: 10
Coding region: 1237-2241 (334 amino acids)
Biological process (GO): neutrophil migration
Cellular component (GO): apical plasma membrane; cell surface
Source: RefSeq, a predicted model, not a curated record